Alternaria burnsii is the source of this 2904-nucleotide messenger RNA. RefSeq names its product alpha beta-hydrolase. The record is from RefSeq and is a predicted model, not a curated record. The transcript has 7 exons. Gene Ontology annotation, molecular function: lipid binding. Bases 1 to 2904 code for a protein of 967 amino acids. NCBI's taxonomy places the organism in Eukaryota, Fungi, Ascomycota, Dothideomycetes, Pleosporales, Pleosporaceae.
AUGGGGUUCGCUGCAACACUUCUCCUGGGACUCAGCCAGCUUCAAGCUGUGACUGCUGUCAGCUCUUUGAACAUUGACACUUCUUCCGGACCAGUUCAGGGCUUCACAGAUGACAUCACACCAAAUGUUGCACAGUACCUCGGUAUACCGUUUGCAGAACAGCCCGUAGGAGCACGACGCUGGCUGCCUCCAGCUCCAAAGUCUAAGGAAAAUGCAACGAUCAAGGCGACCGAUCUAGGGCAUGCUUGUCCCCAGUUUGAGGGUAAUGCACCUAAUGUCUGGCUCACAGACGCACCGGAAUUCAUUAUUCAGCCGCGGGACUACCAAGGUGAGGACUGUCUAAACCUCCACGUUUGGGCUCCGUUGGAACAAUGUGAGAAACCAUUGCCAGUAGUGGUUUGGAUUCACGGAGGAGGAUUUGUGACGGGUGGGCCCACGGUACCAUACCAGAAUCCUGCCCGAUGGGUAGAGAGGUCACGGGAUCACAUCGUUGUCGGAAUCAAUUACCGUUUGAACAUCUUUGGUUUCCCCAAUGCCAAAGCGCUUGCGGAUGACGAACAGAACCUGGCCUUCUUAGACCAGCGCCUCGCUCUGGAAUGGAUUCGCGCCAAUAUCGGUAAUUUUGGGGGUGAUCCAGACCGUAUUACUCUUUGGGGGCAGUCUGCAGGCGCCAUCUCCGUCGAUUACUACAACUUUGCUUACCCAGAAGACCCUAUCGUUUCAGGCUUGAUCAUGAACUCAGGGUCAGCAUUCUUGUCGAUUGCUAGCGCUGAUACACAGCAAUCGAACUUCACAUUCGUCGCUCAGCACUUUGGCUGCAAAGAUGCCGACGCGGAUGCUGAAAUCGACUGUCUACGAAAAAUUGAUUCCAGUGACAUCGAGUUGUUCCUCAAAGGGUACUCCGACAAUGGCACGGCACCUGGGCUAAGCUUCGUCCCAAUAGUCGACGACCGUACGGUUUUCGCAAACUACACAGCACGUGCUCUUGCUGGUAACUUCACGCGUAAGCCGGCGAUUAUUGGUACAACGACCAACGAGGGUAUCGCAUUUCUGCCGUAUAAUCAAACAUAUGGUCCUGAUCAAGCGCAAGCAGACGCUACGACUGCUUCGUUAUUCCUGUGCCCUGUCACACAGACAACCCACGAUCGUACUGCAGCCAAUACCACAACAUUCCGCUACCUUUACGGCGGAAACUUCAGCAAUAUCUCCCCGCAAUUCUGGGAGGGUGCAUACCACUCCUCUGACCUUCCAUUGUACUUUGGCACAUAUGGUAUCGCGAGAGGUAACGGUACGGAUUUUGAAAGAGAAGUAAGCGAGCAGGCACAAGAUUACUAUCUUGCCUUCGCCAAGGAUCCGAUCAAUGGGCUACCAGAGUCGGGAUGGAAGUCCUUAAUCGCCACCAAACGGAGCGCGGAGAAAGACCAGUUGAACAUCAUGGCUAACCAGGCGCCUGCAUCCCUUGUCGAUGUGUUGACCGCCUCAGGCGGUGCUGAACCAGCCGGCUUCCUUAACGACAUCGUCAAGAACCUCUGGCCAAACAUCUGCGUUGCGGGCUCUAACAUAAUCAAAGAAACCGUUGAGCCUAUCCUCGCCUCAACGCUACCUGGUCCUCUUGGAAACCUGCGUUUCACCAAGAUCGACUUUGGACAUAUUCCUAUUGGCUUCUCCAACGUGGAUGUUCACAAAACCAAGACCGAUGGCAUCAAGCUCGACAUGGAUAUGGACUGGGAGGGUGUGUGUGACUUUGAGCUCGACGGAAACAUGGUUCCGAAAGUGGGUGUUGAGAAGGUUCACAUGAAGGGCCGGAUCAGUGUACUCUUGUGUCCGUUGACGAAUGUCAUUCCCUUGAUUGGUGCGGCACAGAUCGCCUUCCUCAACACACCAAGCCUCAAGCUUGACUUUACCGACGCCGCCAAUAUUGCCGACUUCUCUGUUAUUGACAGCACAGUCCGCAAAACCAUUCUUGGUAUCAUUGAUGGAAUGGCCGUACUGCCCAACCGCUUCCUUGUCAAGAUGACGAACGACGUCGACUAUUUCAAGGCUCACCAGCCUCACCACGGUAUUAUUCGCAUCACGGUAGCUCGAGCAACUGGAAUCGAUGCUCCCAAGAAGGGUGAGAAGAAGAGCACAAUGAGGAAACUGCUCUCUAAGGUCAAGCUGGAAGAUGUACCGGAUUGCUACGUCAAGGUCAAAGUAGGUGCCGAGGCGGAGUGGAAGACAAGCGUUGUGGAUAACAACCACGAGCCCGAGUGGAAUGAGACCCACGACUUCUUGGUAUCGGAUUACGAACAAGACAUUUCUGUGGAUAUUCAGGAUGAUGACUUAGCUGGUGACGACGACAUGGGUGUCGGCUCGACCACUGUCAAGGAAAUCCUACUCAAGGGCGGCUCGCAGGAUCUGAGCCUCUCGCACAAGGGCAAUGCUACCCAGGCACGACUACUUAUACAUGCCAAGUUCUUCAACUUUGUCACCGACGCGCAGGCCCUCUCUUCCGCCAACGCUCAAGGCCAAGCUGAGGGUCAGAUCUGCGGUCUGGCCACGGUACUCAUUGCUAGCGCCAACGGACUUCAAGGCAACCGUGACGAGCUCAACCCCAGCGUCAAGGUCACUUGGGGUGACCAGACCUUCCAAACCGCGGUCCAAACCUAUACUCCUGGUACCGAUAUCUUCAAUCCAGCCUUCGAUCAAGCAUUCCGUAUCCCUCUCACCGCAGCGGUGUUGGCGAACCCAGGAGCCUUCAAAAUUGCGCUGCUGAACAAGGAUGUGGAGUUUGGAAAUGCGCAAGUGGGUUUCCAAGAUGUGAUGGGUGCGGAGGGUAUGGCUAUACGGGACAAUUUCGAUGUUGGAAACGGCGCCCAGGUUCGAGCUGCGAUCAUGCUGAACGGUGUCAAGCUGGCCGAGUAA